This is a messenger RNA of Bacillus rossius redtenbacheri, 3013 nucleotides long. RefSeq lists its product as uncharacterized. The coding region runs from base 34 to 855 and encodes 273 amino acids. NCBI's taxonomy places the organism in Eukaryota, Metazoa, Arthropoda, Insecta, Phasmatodea, Bacillidae. The transcript has 4 exons. The record is from RefSeq and is a predicted model, not a curated record.
GGCCGUUAGUCCCGGCUCGAGGCAUGACGUGACAUGGCGGGCUACAGCAACCACGGCUACUCAGCGCCCGGCAGUCCGCAGUGGCGCGCGUCCAGUCGCCGGCGGCUGGAGUGGCCGCCCCCGGGACACCACGAGUCCCCCCCGAGGGACUGGCGCUGGUCCCCGGACCCCCGCCGGCGCAACGAGCCGCCUGCCCGCACGCCCACCAGGAGCGGCAGACCGCUGCAGAGGCGGGUAUCCUCGGUGGAGUUGGGCGCCAGGCAGUGUUACCAGAGAGAGACGACGCCCAGGAAGGACCCAGCACCACUCGUGCUGCACGCCACACCGACCAUGCGGCCCCAGGCACCAGCCCCAUCGCCCAGUCGCAGCCUCAAGGCGUCCUGGAUCACCCUGCCAGAGCCACACCAGGACCCGCCCACGGCGACCCUGUUCGUGUCGGGGCUGCUUCUGGUGCUGUGCGGACUGGUCACGUGCGUGGCGGGCUUCUGCUUCCUGGCCUGGGAAGGGCGCCGCUACUUCCUCGACAUAGCGCUGGUGUCGGGGUUCUGUGCCUUCCUGCUGGGCGCCGCGGGACUGCGCGCGCGCGCCUGGCUGUGGUUCCCCAACAGGAAUUACGUGUCAGGCUACAUCCUGCUGGCCAUCUUCAGUGUGCUGACGGCUGCGGGCCUCGUGACCUUGCUGGUGUACAAGCCUCGGCCAGGCACGCCGCUAGCCGACAUGGUGGGUGGAGCCAUCUGUGGAGUGUCGGGACUGUCUCUGCUGCUGGCCGGCCUGGGCGUCAUGGCGUCGCAGUGCUGCAAGUACCCGCCGCCGGACAACAGAGUGCAGCACUGCGCCGAGGGCUUCGUCAUCUGACGGCGCGCGCAAACUACUGCACUGCCAGCGUCCAGUCACUACAACCCUUCCGUUUCCUUCGCUCCGCGCGAACAAUAGAAGCCGAGUGCUUUGCUGCGGUGGUAGCCAUGUUUGUUUCAAGUACAUACAAGAAUAUCAAGGGUUCGAUUAUUACUUUGGCUUUUAUUUUAUUGUAUAUGUAAUUUCUGCGCAUACUAUGAUCUCGAAGCAUUUUUUUUUUUUUAACUAAACUAAUAUAAUAUCAUUGGUUGCCAUUUGUUACUUUCCCGGUCAUUGUGGAAGUAGUAUACGUGAUACUGUAAAGUUCCGGGAGAUCCAUCUCUGUUUACGUGAGCUGUUGUAAAACGGGCCCUAUGCAUUUCCUACUCGCCCAAUGGUGCGACACUCAUUUUAUCGCUAACUGAAGCCUUAUUAAAAAAAUAAACCGAAAUAUACAAUGUUGUACAGAAGUCCAGUUUUAAUUUUUAAAUAAGUUUGAAGUCAAUGCAAAUGUUAUUCAAUCUUAGAUGAUAAAAUAUAUUUUGGUUUUUCUUAUGAUCACUUUUCAACUUGGAAACCUUUACACCAAAGUCGUAUAGUUAUUUUGAUAUAAUAAAUGCUAAUUAUUUAUACAAACUAUUUGAAAUAUUAAAUGCAUUUAAAAGUAAGUUAAUGAGUGAAAUUAUAUCGGUACGUACCAGCCCAAUGUACCAUGUACGUACCAUGCUUUUAUUAUUUUCGUUUAUUAAAAUUUAAUUUUGUGAACUAUUUGUUUUAAAUCAGUUUAUUUUCUGUAUUUGUUUGUAUUUUAGUUCCUACUUAAGUGUAGCCUAUUUUCUAAUGUUCUUUAGUUUCAAUAAAAGUAAAAUCUAGCACUACAGGCCUCAGCCAAUUGAAUGAAUAUUUUCAUGAAUGUAAAUAAUGUAAAUUUUAAGGGUAAAUUAUACAACCGCAAUUACAAAGUAGGAUUGUAGUUGGCUAUGUGUAGGAAGUUGCUCAAAAAUGUUUAGUCGUCAACUAAUUAUGGCUAUGCUAUCGUGCAUUGGAGGUAAAUGUGGUCAUUGUUAAUUGUAGAAAGCACUGACAGUAAAAUGUCUGUGUUAUUGCAAUGGUUGUUUCAAAUGUUGCUCUAUCUAAAUUUUUAAGUUACCUAAUUCAACUGACGCCAAAAUUUUAUCUUAGAUUUAAUACUGUUUGUAGGGCCUACCUAUUAGUUUUAAUACUGAUGUGUAUAAAGUAUAAUUGUGAAAAACAGUAUGGAAGUAAACAUUUCACUUUAAAUAUGUUUUAAAAUUGUUGCUAGUCAAAAGUGAAUCCAACUGUGUAGGAUAUAUUGUUUUAACAAUUUUAAAAGUUUGAGUUUUUAACAAUGACUGAGGUUCACUUCCUCGAAGUUAAAACAUGAUAGCAGCUUAUAAUUAAAAAUAAGUAAACACACUGGUAGCUUCUACUUAGGUAUGAAGUUUAUUUGAAAUCACGUUGGUGUGUUGACGUGUUGCUGAAGCGUGCCUCGUAGUUUGAGACUUGCAAAUUUAAUUGUACCUUAUGUAGGUACCAUUGUUCCACUUUUGCUGUAUGAGGGAAUAGAAUAUUGUCCAGAUUCGUAGUCUGUAAGUGAGGCUUUCCUUGUCAUCUUAGCUGCGGUGUCAUCGCUGUUGAUUGGCUGCUGUCUUGAGGACAAGUCUCGCGAGAGGAUUAUUGUUGCAGCUUGCGUGACAAACUGUGCUCCUUUGUUUGAAGUGUAGCAUGUAUGACAUUUCCCUGCCUCUUAGCAUUGUGCAUACUGAGUUUCUUGUUAAGCAUAUACAUAUCCACCUUGUUCAUCUUGCACAACUUAGACCUAAGUUUUUAUGGAAUUAAAUUUUGAAGUUUCUUUGUUUUUAGUUUAAGAAAAAAGUAAGUUGUUUGUUUACCAACUAUUAAUUAUUGAGCCAAUCAAUUCUAGCCUGCUAAUAUGAGAACUAUUUUAAGACAUUGUACCUAUUAAUGUUAAGUUGAAUACUCGCUGUACAGUUUUUUGUUUUGCGCAAAUUCAAAUUUCAUAUAAAUUGUGAGUUGAACAGUUGUAAAUAUAAUUGUAAAUUUCACUGAAACAAUUAAAUUUAGGUAUUUUAAGUGCCUUAAUUGUAAAUUUUGUAAAAUGGAAAAUAAAUAAAAUUUUUACGUGAAUGUAAAAUCA